CGCCGUAUGCGCCGACGCACACGAAUCAUGCCGCGCACGCGUCAAUACAUAAAAUUAAAAAAAUAUUUAUAAUUACAAAACUGCUCUAACAAAUUACUUUAAAUUAAAGUGAAAGUGAUUUUGUAUAUAACUGUACAUUUAUUUUGUGUUUGUGAUGUCUAACAGCUACAGUAUGAAACAGUUUAGCUCUACCGCUGUAAUAACUGAAAAUGGAGCAUUUCCGUCCACGACAAGCAUCAGCACAAUAAACACAAAAUGUAAAGAAAAUGACUUGGAGAAAAACGACUACGAACCCUUUCAAAACAGAAAACUAGAACAUCCUAAUUCAGAUGCACGGUCGUUCGCGAAUCUGUUAAAAUCUUCGUUAGGUUCCGGUAUCUUAGCCAUGCCAGCAGCCUUCAGGAAUGCCGGAACUGUAGCUGGAAUAUUUGGCACUAUCCUCCUGGGUUACAUUUGCACUCACUGCGUGUUUCUAUUGGUGAAAACUUCGCAAGAGGUUGCCAAAGUUAGCAAGGUGCCAUCGUUGGGAUAUGCCGAAACAGCAGAAGCUGUGUUCGCUACAGGGCCAAGGCAGCUACGAAAGUUCUCACGAAGCAUUCGGAUAUUUAUAGACUGGGCGUUGACUUUCACCUACCUCGGCGCCUGCGCAGUUUAUGUCAUCCUCAUAGUCGACUCUGUACAACAGAUCGUGGAUUACUUUGCCGUGGAUAAUGGCCUCAGCAAGGCAAUGUAUUGUGCAAUGUCUCUGGUUCCGAUUCUUAUCUUCACGCAGAUCAAAAAUCUGAAGUUCCUGGCUCCAUUUUCAGCAAUCGCAAAUAUCUUGUUAGUGCUUACGUUUCUCAUAUGUCUGCAUUACAUUUGCAAAGACUUCCCGGGUUUGGAUAGCCAACCUAUGUUGGUAAAGAUUGAACAAUGGCCACUAUUUAUCGCUACAGUGAUCUUCGCUAUGGAAGGUAUCGGCGUGGUGCUGCCAGUGGAGAACGCGAUGGCAAAGCCCGAGCAUUUCCUGGGAUGCCCUGGGGUGCUCAACAUCACUAUGUCGGUGGUCAUUCUUUUGUACAUGAUCAUGGGAUUCUUGGGUUAUCUACGCUACGGUAGCGACGCGAAGGGCAGCAUAACAUUGAAUCUACCAACUGAAGAAUACGCUGCUUUGGCCGCGAAGGUGUUCAUCAUAUUCGCAAUCUUCUUCACAUUCAUGCUCCAAUUCUACGUGCCGAUGGAGAUCGUGUGGCGGAAUACGAAAAAUCGUGUAGCGCAAAAACACCAUAAUCUCGCCCAGACGAUUAUGAGAGCCGGUUUUGCUACUCUAACAGUGGCAGCUGCUGCAACCUUGCCCCGGCUGGAGCAAGUCAUCGGCCUGGAAGGUGCAUUUUUCUACUCCUUCCUGGGACUCAUAGCGCCUUCAUUAAUGCACAUAAUUUUCAACUGGGAAAGGGACCUCGGCAAAUUCAAAUGGAUCCUAAUAAAAGAUUCUGCUCUUAUAUUAUUCGGCUCCUUCGUGCUGGUGACGGGUGUGAUGCAAAGUAUCGUAGAGAUUAUUAGAACUAGUUAGCAAAUAAUGAAACGGGCUCUGUGAUGUGUUAGUAAGUUAAUUUAAUACUAAGUCAAUCGUUCUUCGUUAAACAAAGUGCUUAUAUUAGAUAAAAAACGUGAUAAGUAGAGCUAUAGCUUGAAUAUGAUGCGAAGCAACCUUGUAUUUUUUUAAUAUUUUGAUCAGUGCAAAUAAUUAUAAGACGCUGAAAGCUAGACCCUCUUGGAUUAUUUAUAUUGUAAUAUUUUUAUGUAAAGUUAUAACCUAGAUUUUAUAAGAGAUUAUUAAACUAGGUAUAUUGAGAUGUUGUUUUAAUUAUUUCUCUCGCUUUGAUUUGUUAUAAACUCCAGUUA
Hyposmocoma kahamanoa is the source of this 1884-nucleotide messenger RNA. Its product is annotated as proton-coupled amino acid transporter-like protein pathetic. Gene Ontology annotation, cellular component: vacuolar membrane. Gene Ontology annotation, molecular function: amino acid transmembrane transporter activity. Bases 155 to 1552 code for a protein of 465 amino acids. The record is from RefSeq and is a predicted model, not a curated record. The transcript is spliced from 9 exons. Gene Ontology annotation, biological process: amino acid transmembrane transport. NCBI's taxonomy places the organism in Eukaryota, Metazoa, Arthropoda, Insecta, Lepidoptera, Cosmopterigidae.